GGUGUCUGGAAUCUAGAGUGGAAGAGAGAGAUUUGCGGGCCUCGAAAAUUUUAACAGGGCUUAAGGCAGUGAGCCCAGGUAUGUCGGGUUCUGUAACGUCUCCUCUGCUAAGCCUGACAAGCCGAGCAGGGGCAGUAGUCGCAGCUCCGAACCUUUCAAUUCAAAAUCCUUGUAAUCCCAAUCAUUUGUUAAUAGUUUCCUUAUCUUCCUCAGACCCAUCUCUCAGAAUCGGCUAUAAAAGAAACCCCCUUCCUCUUUCUUUCCCAACUCUUACUGCCCGUUUCAACUCUUCUUCGUCUUCAUCUUUUUCUGUUGUUGCCAACGCCUCCGCAGUUCCUUCGACGAAGAUGGCUGACGUCACUGAUUCCGCUAUGGAUGCCGUUCAGAGGCGCCUCAUGUUUGAGGAUGAAUGCAUUUUGGUGGAUGAGAAUGAUAAAGUUGUAGGACAUGAUUCAAAGUAUAAUUGUCAUUUAAUGGAAAAGAUCGAGUCUGAGAAUUUGCUCCAUCGGGCAUUCAGUGUCUUUUUGUUCAACUCGAAGUAUGAAUUGUUGCUUCAGCAACGCUCUGCUACAAAGGUUACAUUUCCCUUAGUUUGGACAAACACCUGUUGUAGCCAUCCUCUGUAUCGUGAAUCGGAGCUGAUCGUGGAAAACCACCUUGGAGUACGUAAUGCUGCUCAAAGGAAAUUAUUCGAUGAAUUGGGCAUCGCUGCCUCUGAUGUACCUGUGGAUGACUUCACCCCCCUAGGGAGGAUACUGUACAAAGCUCCAUCCGAUGGAAAAUGGGGAGAACAUGAACUUGACUACCUUCUCUUCAUUGUAAGAGACGUUGAUGUGAAUCCCAACCCUGAUGAAGUUGCUGAUGUUCGUUAUGUUAAUCGUGAUGAGCUGAAGGAGCUUUUGCGGAAAGCAGAUGCAGGUGAGGAAGGGCUGAAGCUGUCCCCCUGGUUCCGGCUUGUGGUGGACAACUUUCUGUUCAAAUGGUGGGAUCAUGUUGAGAAGGGGACCCUGGAGCAAGCAGUGGACAUGGAGAAAAUACAUAAGCUCACUUAGAGGUUGAUUAUCUAUAACAGUAUCUUCCUUUAAAAAAACGACUGGCCGGUGGGCUCAGCAAGUUCUCUUUCUAAUC
Molecule: messenger RNA, 1128 nt
Organism: Telopea speciosissima
Lineage: Eukaryota; Viridiplantae; Streptophyta; Magnoliopsida; Proteales; Proteaceae
Product: isopentenyl-diphosphate Delta-isomerase I-like
Exons: 6
Coding region: 81-1052 (323 amino acids)
Biological process (GO): isoprenoid biosynthetic process; isopentenyl diphosphate biosynthetic process
Cellular component (GO): cytoplasm
Molecular function (GO): isopentenyl-diphosphate delta-isomerase activity
Source: RefSeq, a predicted model, not a curated record